AUGGCUCAAACCACACAGAAGAAGGUCAAGCGCAAACCCGGCCACAAUUCUGACGAACACGAUUCGAGUCCGCCUGCAAAACGCGCCAAGACCGGUACGGCGCGUAAAUCCACGGGUGGGCGACCCCCCAAGGCUCGGAGAUUGUCUGCGGCUACUGCAGCGGAUGAUUCACGGAAGAAGAAGAGGUUCAGGCCUGGGACUGUGGCGUUGAGGGAGAUCAGGAAAUACCAGAAGAGCACGGACUUGCUCCUGCGUAGACUUCCUUUUUCGCGAGUGGUACGCGAAAUCGCGCUGGAUAUGACGACCGAUCUCAACCAGUAUGGCGACGCGGGUCUGAGGUGGCAGAGUACUGCUAUCAUGGCCCUGCAGGAAGCUGCUGAGGCGUAUUUAGUGCAUCUCUUCGAGGACGCAAAUCUAUGCGCCAUUCACGCGAAACGAGUAACGAUAAUGACACGAGACAUCGAACUCGCACGUCGCCUACGUGGUCGUUGGGGGUUCGAUGCUUGA
Molecule: messenger RNA, 507 nt
Organism: Stereum hirsutum FP-91666 SS1
Lineage: Eukaryota; Fungi; Basidiomycota; Agaricomycetes; Russulales; Stereaceae
Product: histone-fold-containing protein
Exons: 4
Coding region: 1-507 (168 amino acids)
Cellular component (GO): nucleosome
Molecular function (GO): DNA binding; protein heterodimerization activity; structural constituent of chromatin
Source: RefSeq, a predicted model, not a curated record